GCCCCAUUUCGGAUGCCUCUAUCUAGCCUCUUUCCUGGGCGCUCCUCUGCUCUCAGCUGUGCCGCCAGUGUCGGUGGCCCACUGGCCAGACGCUGCACCUGGCCCCCUCUUCGGUCGCCCCUGUUCCUGUCUUCCAGCAGCGCCGGUACUCACCCAGCCCUUCCAGUGGGCGCCCACUGUCCCUGCCCCAACUUCUCUUCGCGCCAGUGUUCGCAUAUGGGACAUGGAACCGGAGGGAAGGAGCAGGGUCUCGGGGAACCUGGAUUCCAGCCAACAGAUGGCGAAGGAAAGCAGGACACCCGGGUCCCCAACCUUAAAUGACAGCUGCAGCGAUCCCGGACACGCAGGGGUCGGGAAGGAGGGGACGUUGAUGGGCGAACUGGAGGCACUGGUCCAGGAGAUGGUGAAGGCGAGUAGUUGGUGGGAGCGGCACGGCCUGGAUUGGUUCAUCCUUGCCCUUAACUUCCUCGCUUUACCCUUAGGAUUCCUGUGUCUUCGAUCCCAGAGUGCCCUGGUUUUUGCUCUAGGGAUCAUCAUCCUGGGAAUGGUGCAUCACACAUUCACGGUCAAGGGUAGCCACCUAGCCAGCCAUGGAGCCCUCAGCAACUCCAAACACUGGAGCAGAUUUUGGGUGCUCUUCUUUGUGGAAGUGUGUACUUCGUUCACAGCUGAACAGGCCACACAUGGCCAUGUGAAGAUCCAUCAUGGUUAUACCAAUGUGGUGGGCCUGGGGGACUCAAGUACGUGGAAGGUGCCUAGCCUGAAUCGAUAUGUCUACAUGUUCUUUGCUCCGUUGAUGUUACCCAUCAUGACCCCUCUGGUGGCACUUGGGCUGCUGAGGAAGGAGGAGCCCAGGAUAGUUCUUCGGACCCUGUGCCUCAUGUUCCUGGGGCUCUUCUCUCACUACUGGCUGCUUAUCAAAGUCUCUGGCUUCCAGUCACCUGGGUUGGCUCUUCUCUGUAUGCUUGUGACCCGGGGACUGCUGGCUCACCCCUACAUCCAUGUUAACAUCUUUCAGCACAUUGGGCUGCCCAUGUUCUCUUUGGAUAAGAAGCCCCGGAGGAUCCACAUGAUGAGCCUUGGAGUGCUCAACCUGCCCCGAAACCCCAUCCUGGACUGGACCUUUGGUCAUUCCCUCAUCAGUUGCCAUGUGGAACAUCACCUCUUCCCCCGGCUCUCUGAUAACAUGUGUCUAAAGGUGAAGCCAGUGGUGUCUCAGUUCCUUCAAAGGAACCAUCUGCCAUACAAUGAGGACUCCUACCUGUCAAGACUUGGGAUUUUCUUGAGCAGAUAUGAGGAACUCAUGGUACAUGCCCCUCCCAUCACUGACCUUGUGGGGCUCCAGUGAGGAUGUUUCCUCACUGACAAGUCUCCCCAGCCCCCUUGACCUAACCAGGGUUCUGGCUCAAGAUUCUUCUGCUUUGGCUGGGAACAUCCCCAGAGACGUCACCCUAGAACCCAAGCCUGCCUCUCUCUGCUCUGUGGAUCUGGGGAGGGCUUCUCGGAGAUGGUUACUAUGCUUUCUACCCUUCCAUUUGGGGAUGGGAGGGAUGGCUACUGGAUAGGAGGCACAUCCAGCAUUGUACCUCCCCCAGAGGACAAGUGGGUAGAUGCCCUGGAAGCCUAUGGAACAUUUCCAUCUGUUUUCACUUUCCUGAGUUGGGGAUAGAGUAGGAAGUAAAAAGGGGUGACCUACACUCUUUUGGGAAUAGUGCACCUUCUCCAUGGUACUUUAGACAAUCUUCAUCUCAGGACAAAUCAGCCUGAUCCCUUGUCCCCCCUCUCCUCUGUCUUCCUUUCUGACUCUGAAUGUGAAAUGCCAGUGAGGGCAGCAGGCUUCACUGAGACAUUUGGUAAGAAAGGAGAAGAAAGGAAGGUUCAGGCCUGUGGGCUCCCAAGGAACCCUCCACACAGUAGUCACUGAGGUCCAUUUCUAGGCUGUAAUUGCCAAUUCACUGUGAGAACCCCAGCUUAGGCAAGCCAGAAUCAGCCCAAGAUUUUGGCUCAGCGUUUGUUUCCCUGUGGCCCAUCUGGGUGAGGUUUAAAAGCAAAGGGGGGGGCAGCUAGGGGGCGCAGUGGAUAGAGCACCAGCCCUGGAUUCAGGAGUACCUGAGUUCAAAUCUGGCCUUGGACACUUAACACUUACUAGCUGUGUGACCCUGGGAAAGUCACUAAAAAAAAAAGCAAAGGGGAAUCAGAUUAAGUACUUCCCCCAAGGUGGAAAACUGGGUAGGAAUUUAUAGACAUCUGUGAGUAAUCUUGGUGAUCACUAGAAAAAACAAAACACAACAACAAAACCCUAGAUUUGAAUUGAGAUUUUUGAAUAAAAGGUGGAGAGAGUGUAAUCUAUUUGGGGAGAAGAUGCUUAUGGUAGGGAAACAUAGCUGGGGAUGAAAGCAACAUAAGAAAAAGAUUUAGAAUUGGAGUUAUGCAAGUAAGAAAGAGAGAGAAAAAGGAGAAUGGGAUAGGACAGCUAGUUAAUGGAGGGAAGGAGACCUUGAAGGCAAGAUCACAGGUCAAGGCCAGGAACAAUAUAGAACAGUGAUACUUUAGCUUGCAGCUUGUAAGUAUAAUAAUGGAUUGGAGCAGGGAGAGAGAGGGGAGAGGAGUGGGAAACUAGAGGAGAGGCCAAGGGACUAGUGAGCUGCAGGACAUCCACGAAGCUUAGACUGGACAGGUCUGGACUGGCUGCAGGGUUGAAAGUGUAGCUGGUUUUGUUACAUGGGCAUACACCAAGUCAAGUGGUUAGCUCAGAGCUGGGAGGCUGGCUUAAAAAGUAUGCUAGGAUUUAUUCUAGGAUUUCAAUGGAAAUAAUUUAAAAAUAACUCAUAGAACAGAGCAGAGCAGGGGGUCCAAUUAUUCAGAUGGAGAAUGGGGGAUGGGGAAUGGAUGCUAAAGUUUUGGGGAAAAACUCAGGAAAUCAGCCUCAGGUUUAGAGAAAUUCUUUCAGCCUUGGAAGAGGGGAAUAUUACUCUCCAGGGUGAUCUUCUGUGGCAUCUUUGAUAUCAGAAUAUAGCUACAAGAGCAAGACUCCACUCCUCUCUCUUACAGAGGGGGCAAGGGAGUUGGGGCAGUCCUUUCAGUCAAGAGAAUGAUGGGAACAUACAGCUGUGAUGUAGUGGCAUUAUCAUUAAGCCAACAAGGUGGUGUGACAAGGUAAUGGUCUUGGAGGAGGGGAAGGGGAGUUGGAAUCAUGCCUCAGACACUUUCUAGCAAUGUGAUCCUGGACAAAAUGAUUACCUCGUUGGCAAAAUGGAGACAACAACAGCAACCUACCUGACAGAGGUGUUGUGAGGAUCAAGUGAGCUAACAUUGCAAAGCACUUUUGAAAUCUUAAAGCACUACAUACAUGUUAACAAUUACUAUUAGAUUCAGUUUGGGUUUGUAAAUGCAUCAGCAACCUUGAGAACUGGGAGGCAGGUUAAUUAAAUAGCUAAUCCUCCAAAUAAAUAAAGGCCUCAGUUUGAUAGUCCUGGCUAAUAAAACUAUCCCAAGAUGUGA
Messenger RNA from Dromiciops gliroides (monito del monte), 3501 nucleotides. Its product is annotated as fatty acid desaturase 6-like. The coding region runs from base 224 to 1348 and encodes 374 amino acids. Gene Ontology annotation, molecular function: oxidoreductase activity, acting on paired donors, with oxidation of a pair of donors resulting in the reduction of molecular oxygen to two molecules of water. The transcript has 6 exons. The record is from RefSeq and is a predicted model, not a curated record. Gene Ontology annotation, biological process: lipid metabolic process. Lineage: Eukaryota; Metazoa; Chordata; Mammalia; Microbiotheria; Microbiotheriidae. Gene Ontology annotation, cellular component: membrane.